CAUAACCUAAUCCACCGAUAACAACCUCGAGACGAGUCGGAACAAGACCAGUCUCAGGGCUCACCAUACUCAAUGAGCGUGCAGCGCAAUGUCAGAGCGCUCUGGGCAAACAGCAAAGGGGAAGGAUGGCAAAACCAAGUAUGCGUCUCUCAACCUGUUUGAUACCUACAAAGGAAAGAGCCUUGAAGUACAGAAGCCUGUUGUUGCCCCUCGUCAUGGCUUGCAGUCUCUUGGUAAAGUUGCCUCUGCACGGCGCAUGCCCCCCCCAGCCAACCUGCCCAGUUUGAAGGCGGAGAACAAAGGCAACGACCCCAACGUCUCGCUCGUUCCCAAAGACGGCACAGGAUGGGCAAGCAAGCCAGAAUCAGCAGACCCAAAGAGUACCGAUGUAUCGUCAGCACCGCAGCCGGAGUCGCAGCAGCCUGCGGCUUCACAGAUGCCUGCACCGAGCCUGCCGAGAACUCCUCCAGCUCAAGAGGCCCAAACUCCAGCUAUAGCCGCAGGGCCAAGGUCCUGGGCUCCGGCCAGUGUUACACAUGGAGUACAAGGAGAUGGUGGAAAGGGAUCAAACCAACCGUCGCCAUUCUCUCGCGAGGAAUUUCCCAGCCUGCAGGCGGCGGGAGACCAGGACAAAGCUGGCAAAGAACAGGCCACUGCAGAUCAGUGGUAUGGGCCAGGACCAAGCCUCCGCCCCCAGAAUGUGACGAGUUGGCGGGAUGGUGGGGGCCGCGCACUGGCGCCCACCAUAGCAGGGGAGGGGGUAGUGGAGGGUGGUGUUGGGGGAGCCAUGGGAAUGGAGGGUGCAGCUGGGGCCGCCCUCCUUCCAAAUCCCUCCCAUGGACCCACCCUCCCCCUCCCCCAGCCUCCGGUUGGCCCGCAGUUCCCUCCUUACAGAGGACUCAUGCCUCCAUUUAUGUACCCACCAUACUUGCCCUUUCCACCGCCGUUUGGUCCACAAGGGCCGUACGGGUAUCCACCACCCAAUGAGGCCCCUAGAUUCUCUCGUUCGCAGGGUGGGCCUGCGCCAGAGGGGAGGCCACCUGGUGGCCCCCGUGGGGAGGUGGUUAAACGCCCUUCCAUCCUAAAGCAGGAUGACCUCAAGGAGCUGGAUGAGCUAGACCAUGAUGGAGAUGAAGGAUGGGCUGGUGCACAAGAGGAGAUUGACUACUCAGCCAAAUUAAAGUUCAGCGAUGAUGAAGGUGAAGAUGAGGGGGAUGAAGAGGAGACUGAAAGCAAGAAUGGAAUUCUGGAACAAAGGGAGCAGCAGAAAUCCCAAGACGGACCUGCUCCGAGUUCACGUUCCCGGACGUCUGAGAGCGUCUGA
Neoarius graeffei (lesser salmon catfish) is the source of this 1324-nucleotide messenger RNA. Its product is annotated as protein PRRC2A-like. The record is from RefSeq and is a predicted model, not a curated record. NCBI's taxonomy places the organism in Eukaryota, Metazoa, Chordata, Actinopteri, Siluriformes, Ariidae. Gene Ontology annotation, biological process: cell differentiation.